AUGACCUGUAGUGACACAGAGUGUAGUGGUGAUAUAACUAGUGGUGACACAGAGGGUAUUGGUGAGAUGACCUGUAAUGACACAGAGUGUAGUGAUGAGAUGACCUGUAAUGACACAGAGUGUAGUGAUGAGAUGACCUGUAGGAACAAAGAGUGUAGUGAUGAUAUAACCAGUAGUGACACAGAGUGUAGUGGUGAGAUGACCAGUAAUGACACAGAGUGUAGUGGUGAGAUGACCUGUAGUGACACAGAGUUUAGUGCUGAUAUAACGAGUAGUGACACAGAGUGUAGUGGUGAGAUGACCAGUUAUGACACAGAGUGCAGCGGUAAGAUGACCAGUUGUGACACAGAGUGUAGUGGUGAGAUGACCAGUAGUCACAAAGAGUGUAGUGAUGAGAUGACCAGUUAUAACACAGAGUGUAGUGAUGAGAUGACCAGUUUUGACACAGAGUGUAGUGUAGUGACACAGUGUGGUGAUGAGAUGACCAGUAAUGACACAGAGUGUAGUGGUGAGAUGACCAGUAGUGUCACAGUGUGUAGUGGUGAGAUGACCAGUAGUGCCACAGAGUGUAGUGGUGAGAUGACCAGUUAUGACACAGAGAGCAGCGGUAAGAUGACCAGUUGUGACACAGAGUGUAGUGGUGAUAUGACCAGUAGUGACAAAGAGGGUAGUGAUGAGAUAACCAGUAGUGACACAGAGUGCAGCGGUAAGAUGACCAGUAGUGACACAGAGUGUAGUGAUGAGAUGACCAGUAGUGACAAAGAGUGUAGUGAUGAGAUGACCAGUUAUAACACAGAGUGUAGUGAUGAGAUGACCAGUUAUGACACAGAGUGUAGUGAGUGCAGUGGUGCGAUGACCUGGAAUUACACACUGUGUAACGAUGAGAUGACCUGUAAUGACGCAGAAUGUAGUGAGUGUGGUGGUGAGAUGACCUGUUAUGACACAGAGUGUAGUGAUGAGAUGGCCUGUAGUGACAAAAAGUGUAGUUUUGAUAUAACCAGUAGUGACACAGAGUGCAGUGCUGAUAUAACCGGUAGUGACACAGAGCGUUGUGGUGAUAUAACCAGUAGUGCCACAGAGUGUUGUGGUGAUAUAACCAGUAGUGACACAGAAUGUAGUGAUUAG
Messenger RNA from Mizuhopecten yessoensis (Yesso scallop), 1125 nucleotides. RefSeq names its product suppressor protein SRP40-like. The record is from RefSeq and is a predicted model, not a curated record. Bases 1 to 1125 code for a protein of 374 amino acids. The transcript is spliced from 4 exons. Lineage: Eukaryota; Metazoa; Mollusca; Bivalvia; Pectinida; Pectinidae.